UAUUGUGUCAAACAGGAACCACCGGAGGAGAAAGAAAACAUCAACAACAGACCGCUCCGAACAGUAACGUUAGUUUCUAGCAGUUCAAAACAUUUUUUUGUUUUAAACGUAGUGUUUAAGCUUACAUCAGCAAUGGAACAGGCCGGCUACUCUCCAAGUUUUAAGAAACCUGCUGAUAUUAUGCGAAUGAGAAGGAAACGAGCACGGAGCGAGGGAGUUAGCCCCAACGUCCGUGCAUCUCUAUCGGUACCAGGGACUCGUCCAUUCUCACCAGGGCCAUUGCUAAAUGCUCCUAAUCGCCCUGGUGUAGCAGGCCAAAAACGGAGGAAUCCUUUCGCAAACAUCGAAAACACUUUCAACAGCCCGAAGAAGAGAGCAACUGUUCGAUCCGAUGGAGAUGUGGAUGAUUUCUUUAAUUAUAAAAAGCGUGCUCUUGUCGAGGCAGAAGGGGAGAACUCGGCACUUUAUGCAACCAAGACUUCGUUAUCCUACUUGGACCAGUUUGACCAAGAAGCCAAAACCACUGAGAAGUUGCUGGAGACUCCUAUUUCCAUCUCCAAAAAUGAUUCUCUGUUUGAGGCAGAUUUGUUUGAAGAGGAGAAAACCACUGCCCUGGUUAAGAGUCCCCAGCACCAAGCUGCUGUUGAAGAGGUUCCUCCCGUGUCUGAGUGUCCAGAAUACCCUGCCGACUGGAGUCUGAAGACGCGUCUGCUGUUCACAUCAUCUCACGCCUUUUCAUGGGCAGAGCAACCAAAAGCUCAGGAGGAGGCCCAGGGCUUGACCCAGCACUGCAGGGCAGAAUAUGCCUGUCUUCCUCAGAACAUACAGGAUCCUCGGUCGUGUCCAGAGCUGCGCUGUGGUUUCCAGCAGGCCCUACAGUACUGGCAGCACCCGUCCUUGCCCUGGCUGUCCCUGUUCCCGCGGAUCGGAGCUGAGCGCAAGUUUGCUGGCAAAAGCUCGCCAUGGAGCCAGGACACGGAGGUGCAGCAGAGCAUGAUGCGCGAAUGGUCGGUGAGCCUGACGUCCCUGUACAGCCUGCUGAAGGCGCGGCUGUGCCCCUACUUCUACCUGUGCUCCUACCAGUUCACCGUGCUCUUCCGCGCCUCUGGCCUCAGCGGUGCGCCGGGCCUCACCGCACUACUCACGCCCACCACCAGGGGACUGCGCGAGGCCAUGAAGGCAGACGGGAUUGAGUUCACACUGCCCCUACUGGAGGACAAAAGGAAGAGCAAGGAACACAGUGACGAGUGCAAGUCUGCUGAGGGAGAGGAUCCACACAACUCAGCUUCUGGAGAGCACAGUGACCAAGAGGUGGACAAGGGUGUGGAUGAAGAUGACGAUGACGAUGAUGAUGCUGGAUUCUCCUGGCUUAAAGAGAUGGGAGUUCAGGAUAAGAUUAAGAAGCCAGACUCCAUCACCAUCAAACUUCAGAAAGAGCGCAGCUCCGUGUGCCUGGACCACAAGCCCGAGUCCGUGGUGCUGGUGAAGGGCGCGCACACACACACGCUCAUCAACUUCCUCAUCAACUGCAAGAGCCUGGUGGCGGCGGCCGGUACCCAGGCAGGCCUGCCCCCCACCCUGCUGGCCCCCAGCGCCUUCAGGGGGGCCACGCUACAGACGCUUAAGGCACGCAGUAUAAACGUGAAGACGCAAGUGCGGACCGGCUACCUGGAUUUGUGCAGUCUGGAGGUCACAGGACCCAUAAUGCCUCACUCCCUCCACAUGCUCACUCAACUGUUGCGCACUGCCCAGAAAGGGUCCUUCACUGCUGUACUCUACACGCACGAUCCCACAGCCGUCCUCAACGUGCCUGUCUGCAAGAACACGGAGCCUAAAGAACAGGUGGAUGUGGUCGCUCCGUCUGGCUGCGGUCUGUCUCCGGCAACACUGCAGCAGAUCGCGGAGCCGGCGUCCCUGGGGAAAUCCGCCCUGCGCCAGUUACACCUGAGGGGUUACGGGUACACCUGGAAAAGCUGAGGCACGCGCAAAAGACCCUCGUACACUUUUAAAUAUAUCAUCUUGGUUUUUAAAUGUACACGUAUUUGCCAAAAUGCACACAAAGCCACAGGAUACACAGCUUCAGCACUUGGUUCUCCAUUGGAAGGUAACAUGGGAAGAAGUGACUAAAGGACAUCACAGCUCUUUUCUUCGCAGAGAACCAGAGCUUCACUAGAUUUACAGUAAAUCAAAUAUUCAACUAACUUUACCUUUGUUAAGUUGAGAGUGUGUGGUUUGUGUGUGGUGUGUGUGUGGUGUGUGAUGUGUGUGUGUGUGUGUGUGUGUGUGUGUGUGGUCUCGCAGGACAGUGUCACUGCCUAAUGUGUGUUAUUUGGAAGGUUCGAUAAGUCUUUUUAUGAAUUUGUGAUUGUGCCCUGUAUGUUGAGUGAUUAAAAAGAGCAGUUGGUUUUUGUGUCCUGAAA
Molecule: messenger RNA, 2420 nt
Organism: Sardina pilchardus (European sardine)
Lineage: Eukaryota; Metazoa; Chordata; Actinopteri; Clupeiformes; Clupeidae
Product: protein downstream neighbor of son homolog
Exons: 10
Coding region: 133-1977 (614 amino acids)
Biological process (GO): nuclear DNA replication
Cellular component (GO): nucleus
Source: RefSeq, a predicted model, not a curated record